AUGGCAGCCGGGGCAGAGGUCGGCCGCGUAGGUCGCCGCAUCUUCCAUCGGAUCUGGGACCCAGAACCUAUCAACGACCGCAGCUCCAACGACCCGGUAUGGUGUCUGGGCCGCUCAUACACGCUCAGCACCCCCAAACCAUCCCACGGAUCAUCAUCACCGCCGCCACCCACCACAGCAAGCACCCCGCCCGCCGACACCAGCACCAACAUCGAUGCAGCAACAGCAGCAGCAAUAGCCCAAAUCCCGGCCGCAGCAGGCAGGGUCAAUCACUCGCAUGAGCACGAGCAGCAAGGCGGCCUGUCUACGCCGCCGGAUUCGGUGGCAAGCAGCUUCGACUCGGCACUGGCCUAUAGCGACUCGGCUCUGCCGGAAGACGGCGGCGGCUGGCCGCCAGCCUUCCUCGACGAUUUCGAGUCACGCAUCUGGAUGACGUAUCGAACCGGGUUCGAGGUGAUCCCCCGCUCGACAGACCUGCGCGCAGCGUCGGCUCUGUCCUUUACGAUGCGGCUCAAGACGUCGUUCGGCGACCAGACGGGGGGAUUCUCCUCCGACACGGGAUGGGGCUGCAUGAUCCGCUCGGGCCAGAGUCUCCUGGCCAACGCGCUCCUGAUCGCUCGCCUAGGACGCGAUUGGAGACGAUCUUCUGAUCCCGGUGCCGAGCGCGAGGUGGUGUCCUUAUUCGCCGAUGAUCCUCGCGCUCCGUACUCUUUGCAUAACUUUGUCAAGCAUGGAGCGGUCGCUUGUGGGAAAUACCCGGGAGAGUGGUUCGGGCCUUCGGCUACAGCACGGUGCAUCCAAGCUCUGGCGAACACACAUGACAGUUUGUUGCGUGUAUAUUCAACCGGCGAUCUACCCGAUGUCUACGAAGAUAGCUUCAUGGCUGUUGCCAAUCCUACCGGCGACAACUUCCAUCCAACCCUGAUCUUGGUAUGCACGAGGCUCGGGAUAGAUAGAAUCAACCAAGUUUAUGAGGAGGCUUUGAUUUCGACACUGCAGAUGGAACAAUCCAUAGGUAUCGCGGGCGGCCGCCCUUCGUCAUCGCUCUACUUUGUAGGGGCCCAAGGACAGUGGUUGUUCUACCUCGACCCUCAUUACCCAAGGCCGGCGCUUCCGUACCGUGAAGCCGCCGAAGAGUACACGGCCGAGGAGCUGGAUUCCUGCCAUACCCGGCGGUUACGGCACCUUCACGUCGAGGACAUGGAUCCCAGCAUGUUGAUCGGAUUUCUGAUCAAAGACGAGGAUGACUGGGAGAUGUGGAAGAGCGCUGUCAAGCAUGUGCAGGGCAAAGCCAUCAUUACCGUCUCGCCCCACGAUCCCGGGAAGGGCAUGGGCACGGGCCGAGCCGAGGCCAUCGACGAAGUAGAGACGUUGAGUGACGACGACGCAGACACGGUUCUCGAAGCAUAA
Canariomyces notabilis is the source of this 1410-nucleotide messenger RNA. RefSeq lists its product as uncharacterized. The transcript is spliced from 4 exons. Bases 1 to 1410 code for a protein of 469 amino acids. The record is from RefSeq and is a predicted model, not a curated record. Gene Ontology annotation, molecular function: protein-phosphatidylethanolamide deconjugating activity. Lineage: Eukaryota; Fungi; Ascomycota; Sordariomycetes; Sordariales; Chaetomiaceae.